Molecule: messenger RNA, 1285 nt
Organism: Sclerotinia trifoliorum
Lineage: Eukaryota; Fungi; Ascomycota; Leotiomycetes; Helotiales; Sclerotiniaceae
Source: the annotation of a GenBank genome assembly
GAUCAAAAACUGGUGGACACGAGCAAUGUAGCCAGGCUUUAGUAUGGCGGAAGAUGAUUUUAGACGUUACGCCAAGAAUGAGUCAGAAGACUUAUAUUGUGCCUCUAAGGUUGGAAGACGUGUUGAUUGAUGUCAGUUCUCUUUUACCACUACCCGAUUUGACUUGUAACGCUUUGUGUAUUGUGUCGCUUUCAUAGCCAACACCACAACACCCACCAUGGGCGCAACGCAGAUGCCUGCCACCAAGAGUAGUUGGUCCCCUUAUGCGCAACUUAUAUGGCUUGAGAAACUAGUUUGUAUUGUGAUCAUUCAUUUUACCUACGUCGUCGGAUCGCUCUACGCAGCAUGUUUGUCACAGCCCAAGAUAGCGUUGCAAGACGUCGCGCGAAUCAAUUUUCUUUUGCUGUGUGGCACAUUCUUGCUGCGUUCAUGGGCAUGUGCGUGGGACGAUAUCGUCGAUCGAGACCUCGACAAGCUGGUGGAAAGAUGCAAGCGGAGACCCAUGGCCAGCGGCAAGCUCUCGGUGAGAAAUGCUUUUUUGUUUACAGGAUUCCUCUGCUUUGUCUGGAUAGCUCUGAUGAAAAGUCUCGUUUCGUCGUUCCUCACUCAUGGAGUGGCUUUAAUUGUUUUUUCGGGUGUGUACCCAUUUACUAAGAGAUUUACGGCCUAUAUUCUAGUCUGGUUAGGUCUUACUUUCGCAUGGGGGGUUUUGGUUGGAUUUGCGGCGAUGGGGCUUGAUUUUGUGCAGUUGUUGCUCUCUAGCGAAGAAUCCGACCCCACUAUCAAGGGGGCGCUAUUACUCUUCAUUUAUUACACGAUAUGGGCAGUUAUCUUCGAGACGGUGUAUGCUUUCCAGGAUCUGCCCGACGACACGAAGGCAGGAAUUAAUUCUAUGGCGGUCCGUCAUAAAUUCCACAUACGAGAGUUAUUGGGAGUACUUGGAAUAGCGCAGGUUGCAGUGCUAUUGGUCUAGGGAAGGUACUGGAAGCUAGUAGUUUGUACUAUUCUGGUCCUCCAUUUUUCAAUAUUGUCAUGCUCUUUAGGAUGGUCACGGGAAUCGACUUUAGAAGUGCUGAGCAGUGCCGCUGGUGGUUUAGUCAUGAUCCGCUCAUGGCGGGAGCUGUGUUGAUUGGCAGUUUGUGCAUUGAGUAUUUAGGACGAAUGGGUAUGGUGAAUUAUAAUUGCGGUUUUCAAUAUUUGCUAAUACAAGUACAGAUUAGAGUGUUUUUGGGCUUCAAUAGCUAGAUUUAGUUCCAUAAGCUAUGUAGUCUUAUUACAACUCAAU